AUGGGUUGCUUCUCAUUCUCAUUCUCAUUCUUCUUUAUGUGCUGCGUUUUCCUUCCAAGUUUCACUUUCUCGGCCUCCGUUUCCACCCACACAAUCAGCCCCGAUUUCACAGCCUCCAACUUCGAAUUCAUCAACACCAGUGGCGCUUUCUUACGCUCUCAAAAUGGUACUUUCAAAGCCACAAUUCGAUGCCAGUCCACCCUCCUCAAAUAUUACUUCUCAAUCGUCCAAAGUGCCACCAAAAUCAUAAUCUGGUCAGCCAACCACGACAGACCCAUGUCAAGCUCUGACAAGUUGUCACUAACUGUUAACGGCCUCACGGUCACAAACCAAACUGGUCAAACACUCUGGUCAACCCCGCAAUUCAAUUCUGAUAUUUCUGCUCUGCAGCUUUCAGAGACAGGAAAUCUCGUUUUAGUUGAUGCAGGAAACAAUACGUUGUGGGAGAGUUUUGAUCAUCCAACGGACACUAUUGUCAUGGGACAGAGAAUUCCUAUUGGAAAAUCAUUGCAAAGCGCUGUGACAGACGAGGACAUGUCGGUGGGUGAUUAUCGACUUGAAGUUACUGACAGGGAUGUGGUGCUGCAAUGGAAUAAGAUGAAUUAUUGGGAAAUGUCCAUGGAUCCAAAGGCUGUCAGGAACUGUAACAAGGCCGUAUCGUUGAUGGUGAUGAAUGGUACAGGUUUGUAUUUGCUAGCAAGUGAUAAUUCCACGGUUGUUCAAGUAGCUUUGAAUGGUUCAGCAAGUUUUAGGAGUGGUAAGUUGGGUUUCGAUGGCAGAUUUAGCAUCGUCAGAAGCUGGAUAGACGAAUGGGAGGAAGAAUUUUUAGGACCAUUUGAGGAUUGUGAUCUUCCUCUCUAUUGUAAAGAAAUUGGAUUGUGCACUCUGGGUGGAAUUUGUUCUUGUUUACCAGAAUUCAGUUAUCAAACCAAUGGUGAUUGCAUGCCAGUGAAUAGAUCGCUUUCUCUGCCUUCAGCUUGUACUGCGGCUAGAAAUGGCAGUCAAUUGAAUUCCUCUAUUUCCUAUCUAAAAUUCGGCCCUGGUAUGGACUAUUUUGCUAAUAAUUUCAGGGAACCCGUGAAAAAUAAUGUAACGUUGUCGGUUUGCCAAGAUUUAUGCUCUCAAAGUUGUUCUUGUCUGGGUUUUUUCCAUGAAAUUUCUUCUGGUUCUUGUUAUCUUCUUGAAAACCAUUUAGGUUCUUUCAUUUGGACAGGCCAAAGUACGGACCGUUUGGGUUAUAUUAAAGUUUUGGUUGGUUCUUCUCAUGGAAACUCAUUUGGGUCUAACAUAAAUCAGAAACAAAACUCAUCAGUCGCAGGUUUGGUACUAUUACCUUUAACAGGAUUCUUAAUACUAAUAGUGUUUGUAAUCAUUGCAAUCCUUUGGUUAAGGAAAAAGCGGCUUUCUAAAACCAAAACUGUAAAACUAGGCCAGAGUAACUCGUUAUUAUCUGCAGACCUAGAGAUGAUCUCCAUCCCAGGCUUACCAAGAAGGUUUGAUUAUGAAGAGUUAGCAGCUGCUACUGAGAACUUCAAGAACAAGAUUGGUCAUGGUGGCUUCGGUACUGUAUACAAAGGAACUCUGACAGACCAAACUAUUGUGGCAGUGAAGAAGAUUACAAGUUCGGGAGUCCAAGGGAAGAAGGAGUUUUAUUCUGAGAUUUCAAUAAUUGGGAACAUCCGCCAUGUCAAUUUGGUUAGAUUGACAGGUUUUUGUGCACAAGGGAAGCAGCGCUUUCUUGUUCUUGAGUAUAUGAACAGAGGCUCAUUGGACAGUACACUCUUUGGUGAUGGUCCUGUUUUACAAUGGGGAGAGAGAGUGGAAAUAGCACUUGGAACAGCUAGGGGACUUGCUUACUUGCAUAGCGAAUGUGAGCAAAGGAUCAUCCACUGUGAUGUGAAGCCAGAGAACAUUCUCUUGCAUGACAAUUUACAUGUAAAAAUCUCCGAUUUUGGGAUUUCGAAGCUCACAAGUCGUGAAAAAUCCACUUUUUUUACUACAAUGAGAGGAACUCAAGGUUAUCUCGCACCGGAGUGGUUGACAAGUUCAGCAAUUUCUAACAAGGUUGAUGUAUAUAGUUAUGGCCUAUGA
Molecule: messenger RNA, 2091 nt
Organism: Quercus lobata
Lineage: Eukaryota; Viridiplantae; Streptophyta; Magnoliopsida; Fagales; Fagaceae
Product: G-type lectin S-receptor-like serine/threonine-protein kinase At5g35370
Exons: 1
Coding region: 1-2091 (696 amino acids)
Biological process (GO): protein phosphorylation
Molecular function (GO): protein kinase activity; ATP binding
Source: RefSeq, a predicted model, not a curated record